Daldinia vernicosa is the source of this 3461-nucleotide messenger RNA. RefSeq lists its product as uncharacterized. The record is from RefSeq and is a predicted model, not a curated record. The transcript has 3 exons. Gene Ontology annotation, biological process: regulation of DNA-templated transcription. NCBI's taxonomy places the organism in Eukaryota, Fungi, Ascomycota, Sordariomycetes, Xylariales, Hypoxylaceae. Gene Ontology annotation, molecular function: DNA-binding transcription factor activity, RNA polymerase II-specific; zinc ion binding. The coding region runs from base 446 to 2908 and encodes 820 amino acids.
CUUUGGGACUUGUCAGAAGUGAAAUAUCAUCCUGUGACUCCCUCCCGAGAUUCGAAAUUCCUUCUUCUUUUCUUUUCCCAUCUCUUCACCCAUCUGACUUUAGUAGUAAACUCUACCUAGGUCUCAAACCUACCAUUUGACCAUUGUCAACCUUUUACUUCGAUAUUUUCGAAGACUUACACUCUUUACCCCUGACUCUUUGAGCUAGACAUCGUCGACCUAGGUGCCUAGGUUCAAAAAGCAGGUUUCCACUCCCACCACCAUACUAUAAGCUAUAUUAGCCAACCCGCAUCGGAGUUGGCGUUGCUUAUUACCUUUUACGACGGAACUUGGUGCUUACGCGUAAACCCACGUUUACUCGAAGCCACCAAAUCGCCAAGUCGCCAAUCUGACCAACCUGCAUCGUAUCCAUUCCCUCGGCAUCGCUAAUCACGUAGCCAAUACCAUGUCGUACGUGUCCGGUACCAACUCUUCCACUUCCCUUAUGGGUUUCUCUGUCCAUCAGCCUGCCAAUGGUGCCCCUUUACAGUUUUUCCCUCCCAUGGGGUCCAAGCAGUUGAACGAGAUGAUCGACGCUUAUGUCCCCGGGGAUGCUUCCAUCCUUGAUAAGCGUGCUACCGUCUCUAUGGAAUUCUUCGAGCACAGCAUAGCAACCGGCGAAUGCUUCAAAUUCUUCAUGGUCUACCCUGCCCUUGGCUCUGCCACUGAAUCGCCAAGUAUAGCCUUGGCUGAUACCGGCUACGUCUCCAACUUCACAUCUCCUGUUAUGUCCGAGAGCCAAUGGACCCAAGCUAGCAAUAUUUCUUCGUCUAGCGAACACAGGGCCCAAAAGCCGUCUCCCAAGAAGACGGCUCUAUCCAAUGAUUUCUCACAUCUUCCUGGUAUGAAGAUUUUAACUAAGGACGGAAAGGACGUCACCAAUUCGGCUUCCCGUGGCUGCAAAACAAAAGAGCAGCGUGACCACGCCCACCUAAUGCGUAUCAUCAAGGCUUGCGAUUCUUGUCGGAGAAAGAAGGUGCGUUGUGACCCGAGUCACAAGCGGUCGUCCGGUUCUUCUGCGGCCAGAACAGCCAAGAAGACGAAGAAGACCGCUGCACAGUCCGUCCCAGCAUCGGCACCUCCACCACAAACAACAUUAGAAUCUUCAGAGCAACCUUUAUACAUGCCAUCAUUCGACAUUACACAAGUAUCUAGUUCAUCUUUUGACUCUGGCAUGUCGGAGUCGCUAGUUGAUCCCAUUAUGGACUGGGAUCAGUUCGUUCAGUACGACGAGGAGCCAAUCGAGGCCAUUCCGUACGGCUACGACUUCUUCUUUGACCCUGCGGGCCACCUUACACCAACAUCAUCAUCCAACUCAUACUCGUCACCAUCUCAACCAAUUACUCCGGCUCAAACGGCAGGCCUCGAGAAUGCGGCAGUUGGCCUAACAGAAGAUUCCCAGGCAGUACUACCACCUUAUCUAAACCCAGGUGGCGAGGCUGGCAACAACUACGCCGACUUCAACCUAUACUCACCAGGUUCUUCGGUUUGUCUAGAUGAUGACCCAAGCCUAAGUAAGGAAGUUGCAGCGUUGCCACCACCUGAGAGCUCAAGAUACCUAGAAAACCGACAACUAUUUGAUAUAGACCAGGACCAAGACCGAGAUCGGGAUACUCAACUAGGCGUAUCUAUAAAUGCAGAUCACCAAGCACUGCUCGUCUCACAAGAACAGGCAUCACUACCAACCGGCCUAGAUACAUCAUACCACGAGGAAACAUCCAACGCUCCGAUCCAAUCCCUUAUUGUAGCACAGGGUGACAGCGGCCAGAUUAGCCAAGUGCCCGGGUCGCGCGUUCCAGUUUCGCCAGGUCUACCAAGCCCAUUAACACCAGUAAGGGCAGGCGAACCACGGCCGCAACCGUGGACCUCGCCAUCGCCAUCGCCAACUGGAGUAGGCGUACCAUCCUCUCGACUACACGAAUCUCAGCUUGGAUUAUCUUCAUCUUCCACCGCUCUAAGGAAAGCCAGUCAGAACCUUGCAGAAUGUCACAGUCGGCAAGACUCGGUUGCUAUGCUGACGAGUAGUAGUGGUACUCGGUGUACCACGUCUAUGAACUCAGCAGCGCCCGAUGCCAUGAAAGAAUCGUCUUCGACAAGCCAGUCACGUCGCGAGUCUAGCAAACUUCCACAGAACAACGCGACAACCCUCAACACCGAAGAAUCGAUUUCUUCUCUCUCCGAGCGCCGCACGGCGGAUACAGUCACAAGAUUUUCUCUGUCUCAAAAUAUACUUUCUUCGUGGUCUUCUGUCGCACGGCCAGAUCCAAUCUCCCGGGAUACACCCACACAUCCUUCGUCUAGCAUUGGCAACCCAGCUUCCCAGAAUAUCGCAACCUUGGAUGCUGCCGAGAAUAGUGGUGUCUAUGAUACAGCUGUUCCAUCCGCUUCCUUGUCUAAGACGAGCCAGACAGUGCUCUCGUUGGGUGACAACGAACAGAGCCAUGCAGAAAGGAGGCAGCUCCUUUCAGCAUCUCUAAACAUGUCACAGUCACAAACCAGGCCGGACAUGCAGAGUUGGUCCAAGACGAUUGCGAAUGCAGUGGCGGGAUGCCUACUAGUAUUCGCAUAUGCAUCUUUGAGCGUGCUUCAUCAGUGGUCACUCCUUGGCAAUAAAGCUGGAGAAGUUCAAACCACCGGAAUCUUCGUGGGGUCUUUAUCUGUUGCUGUCGUCUACACUAUGUUUGGGCAACAUAGUAUAGGCAUGCUAGAUCUAGCCACACAAGUUCUUCCCUUUCCGAGGCGACGCGCCAUUGGUACGGACACCGUCAAGUCAAGAUACAUAUCCAGGGUGCGCAACAACCUCAAAAGUAACUUCUCCUUGCACUCAUCAGAAAGACUACGGCCCCGGGCUAUCUCAUGCAGCGCAUGAUAAGUCUUGUUUAAUGAUGAUAUUUUUUGCCAUAUAAAUCAUUUCUACUAAAUAUUGUUGUGGUUGGCGCUUGGUCGCUCUUUCCAGGGAAAAAAAAAUUCAUAUAUGAUACCCCAGGUUAAAAACAGACGGUGGUGAAUUCAGAGUGGGCUUCCAGCUCCGUACAUGUUAUGUACCUAGUUAAGGGAAGGAAGAUGGUUGAGAGUCGGUCCAACUGACGAUCUAUGGGAGGUGAUGUAUUCCGUGCCUACGUAGACCAAUACGACACUUAACCACUUUUUAUGAAUACUGUCGGCUUUUAAUGACCUUGUGAUAUGAAUUGUGUUGCUGGGCCGUGUGAAAGUUGCUGUUUCAUAAUUUCUCGUUGAGGUCUGGGAUAUUUGAUAGGUAAUAGCAACGGCCGAGUAAAGAUAUGGUUUAGAAAAUAUCAAUCCGUUUAUAAUAACUUACGACUUAAUACCGUUUGUUAUUUUACCUUAGUUAAUGUUCAAUGCGUAUUGUAUUGAUACACUCCUAAACUUUUUUUUAACUAUACAUACUUAUAACUAUAGAG